This is a messenger RNA of Phialemonium atrogriseum, 1067 nucleotides long. RefSeq lists its product as uncharacterized. The coding region runs from base 161 to 661 and encodes 166 amino acids. The transcript has 2 exons. The record is from RefSeq and is a predicted model, not a curated record. Lineage: Eukaryota; Fungi; Ascomycota; Sordariomycetes; Cephalothecales; Cephalothecaceae.
UGACUAGAAAAUGACGUAAUGCAGUUCAGGAUGUCGCUUGGAAGGGAAGACAAGGUGUGGUCUGGGGUGCUUCAUUUAUUGCCCUGAUAUAUCGAUUAUCGUCAGUUGACGAUCUCCAAGCCAAUCAACUUCCCUACCCUCGGAACAAGAGCGCAGCACAAUGAAGGUCAUCAUCACAGGAGCGACGGGCCUCGUUGGCGGCGCCGUGGUGCGCCACUGCAUCGCAAACGAAAAGAUCACCCACGCCUUCGUCCUGACCCGCAAGCCGCUCCCAGAGCUCGCCACCGACCCAAAGGUCACUGUCGUCACGCACGACGACUUCUCCACCUACCCCGCCGACCUGCUGGAGCGGCUCGCCGGCGCCGAGGGCUGUAUAUGGGCGAUAGGCGGCAGGGCGACGCAGUUCCCUGACGUGGAGACGGCCAAGAGGGUGGGAGUGGACUACACGCUCGCGGCGGCCAACGCCUUUGCGUCUGCGCUGGCGCCGCGGCUGCCCGACGGCCGGGCGUUCCGGUUCGUCUUCUGCAGCGGCAAGUAUGCGGAGUGGGAACAGGAGAAGUCGCUUGCCUUCUUGGCGGAUACGCGGCGGAUCAAGGUUCGUUCUGCCAUUGUCAACGCUGGAGUUUGUCCCGUUCUUGAUUCUGACUUGCGCCGGAAUUAGGGGCUGGUUGAGAAGGGGUUGUGCGACAUUGCGGAUGCCAACAAGGGUCGGCUUGAAGUCUGGUGCGUUCGCCCGAGUGGCAUCCUCCCGUCGGACGCGGGAGCCCUGUCUAAGGUAACUGGCAAGUUGUUUGGUGCUAUCGGUGUGGAUCAUCUUGCUUCGGACAUGGUGAAGGUGUUUUUGGAGGGAUAUCCGGACAGGAUCAUCGAGAAUGAUGCGUUGCUACAGAUGCACUGAGAAUGGUACCUGGGGGGAGAGAUCGUGGUGCAGAGAGAGAUCGUGUUUCUGCAUUGCAACUACAAGGAGCUUUCUGCUCUUUUUUAUGAAUAGAUGGGCAUCGCAUCGAUGACCAUCAUCUGGCUUAAACUGUGCAUAAGGAGUGUAGAGAAGUGAAACUGUAAUGCCU